AUCACAAAUAUGUAUUAUAGAUUAUCAAAAAAUUUUUUCAUUUGUUAACGCGUCAAGUUUUAAUAAUAAUUUUUAAACUAGUAAUGGCUUCAAGUAGAAGUUCUCGUUUACUAACCUUGGUGACUUAUAAUCAAAAUACUUUACUGUCAAAAUAUGCAAGAAGAAAUGCACUUUUGUCAACAUCACGAUUUAUCAAUUUGAAUCAAAAAGCUUAUAAUUCAUAUUUAAACUCUCCCGAAGAGUUUGCAGCAUUUUCUUCACCGCCGGCCGAAUUUCGUAAUCGCGCAAGGUUGCCGAGAAAUACGAUUAUAAAUUUCGUUCCGCAACAAGAAGCCUGGAUUGUAGAACGAUUUGGAAAGUUUGACCGACUUCUACAACCUGGUUUAUCAGUUGUGAUUCCGUUUUUAGAGCGAAUUAAAUAUGUUAAAAGUCUUAAAGAAAUUUGUUUAAACAUUCCAGCUCAAAGUGCAAUUACACAAGAUAACGUCACUUUAGUUUUGGAUGGCGUAUUGUAUAUUAAAGUAGUUGACCCAUAUAAGGCCUCUUAUGGCGUCGAAGAUGCCGAAUAUGCUGUUGCGCAAUUAGCUCAAACAACAAUGCGUGCUGAAAUUGGUCAAAUGACAUUAGAUAGAACCUUAGCGGAGCGUGCACAUUUGAAUGCCAACAUUGUUGACGCAAUUAACAGUGCUGCUGAUGCGUGGGGAAUUCGAUGUUUAAGAUAUGAAAUUCGUGAUAUUCAUCCACCAACUAAGGUUGUUGAAUCUAUGCAUCAACAAGUAUCUGCUGAACGAUCCAAAAGAGCAUCUAUUCUUGAGUCAGAAGGUCAAAGACAAGCUGCAAUAAACGUUGCUGAGGGAAACAAACAAUCUGUUAUUUUAGCAUCAGAGGCUGAAAAAUCCGAACAAAUUAACAAAGCAUCAGGUGAGUCUGAAGCCAUUGUUCUUCGUGCGAGAGCCACGGCUGAAGGAAUUAUAAAGAUUGCUCAAGCUAUUGAGAAUCCUUAUGGUAAAGACGCCGUCACACUUACAAUUGCUGAGAAAUAUAUGGAAGCAUUCGGAAAUCUUGCUAAAGAAGGCAACUCUAUUAUAGUUCCCGCAUCUACUAGUGACGCUGGAUCUAUGAUUGCACAGGCCUUAUCCAUCUAUAAUAAUGUAAAAAAGCAAACAGAACAACCAAGCAAAAUUAACGACACAAGGGGGCAAGACAAUAAAAAUAUUUAAUUAAUUUUCUCUAUUAACUAAUAUAAAAAUAAUAUUUUUCUAAUUCUAAAAUAAUUAAACAAUAAACGCUUCUUCU
Rhizophagus irregularis DAOM 181602=DAOM 197198 is the source of this 1296-nucleotide messenger RNA. Its product is annotated as Stomatin-like protein 2 mitochondrial. Gene Ontology annotation, biological process: mitochondrion organization. Gene Ontology annotation, cellular component: membrane; mitochondrion. NCBI's taxonomy places the organism in Eukaryota, Fungi, Glomeromycota, Glomeromycetes, Glomerales, Glomeraceae. The record is from RefSeq and is a predicted model, not a curated record.